Populus trichocarpa (black cottonwood) is the source of this 2060-nucleotide messenger RNA. Its product is annotated as heavy metal-associated isoprenylated plant protein 24. Bases 1297 to 1749 code for a protein of 150 amino acids. The transcript is spliced from 2 exons. NCBI's taxonomy places the organism in Eukaryota, Viridiplantae, Streptophyta, Magnoliopsida, Malpighiales, Salicaceae. The record is from RefSeq and is a predicted model, not a curated record. Gene Ontology annotation, molecular function: metal ion binding.
UAAUCGCUCUUUAUAGCUAACCCUAUCAUGCUGUUAGGGAGAAAAAGGGAAACUGAAUAAUUUUCCAUAUAUUAACCUUAAGAUCGUGCUUUGCUUUUAUAAUACUGACCUUUUAGCCGGGUGCCAUCUGUCUCCGUCGGGGAAUUUCUUUAUUCUUUUAUCUCCUUUCCCCACAUCCCCCCCGGCAGCCCCACCGACCAAUUACAGAUCAAUUCUCCAAUCAAUCAAGCAAUUCAGUAGUGGACAAUAACCAGUAAACAACACUCCUUUCAAACAGGCUCAUCCAAGCUACCAUAUCCUCUAUGUUUGUAUUUUUGCCUCACGUGGAACCCUACUUAGCCAAUAGAUUCCCACCUGGACACGUGUCGCACGGAACGUGGCAUCUGAUGGUGCCGUGCAAUACUAGACGACCCCAUUAUUAAAUGCAUGCGAAUUCAGAGUCUUUUCCUUGAAAUUUGAAUGCAUGUCUUCAUUUUGAUCGGCUUUUCUUACUGUUGCUUUAUCUCUCGUGCACCCUGCAAGGAGACGAACUCCGGACCCAAGCAUGCAUGCAAAGAUUUGGAUUUUGGAGAUUCACUCAAAGCCACCCAUUCACUCCUCCUCCCUUUGAUGCCGCCUGUGAUGAAGAAGAAGCUUUUAUCAAGGCGUUGGUUUAAUUUUAUGAGAUAUCUAUGCAUGUCUAUCUACUUGUUUUGUAUAUAUUCAUUGUAUAUAUACUCUUAAUUAUAUUAUGGCCUUUUUUUUUAAUCUGUUUAGCUAAAGCACUGUGGUUUAUUUUAAUUUAAAUAUAUUUAAUCUGUCUAAGAGUAAACAAAUUAGUUAUCGAAGAUCGCUUUCACUUAGCGGAUUAAGACAACAGCUGCCAAAAAUAUCAAGCAACUUUAAUUUAAAUAUAAAUAAAAGAGUAAUAAAUGAGUAGCCUUCAAAAUCUUCUUCCUUAAUUAUGUGUCUUAAUUUUAAUUAACAAGAGAAUCCACGCGGUCUAGCUAGCUUGGGAGGAAGUUUCUUGCAGGUUCUAGUGUAGAACCCACGUUUUGUGUUUUUGCCUAGAUUUUUUUUCUUAUUUUUUAUAUUUUUUCUUUUGGACCUAUAUAUGUAUCAGUUGGUUACUACAUAUAUAAUAUAUAGCACUGGAGUUAAUACUAUCCUCUCGUCAAUACUUAUCAUCAUCCUUCCUCCACCCCUUGUACUCUGUCUCAUGCAUUUCUCUUGAUACACAAUAUUUGAAACGAAUUAAAAUCAGAUAUAUCGACCAUUAAUUACAUUAUUUUCUAGAGUGAGAAAAAGAAACACAGAAUGGGAGUUGCAGGAACUUUGGAGUAUUUCUCUGAUUUACUGAGCAAUCUCAAGAGAAGAAGGAAAAAGAAGCAGAUGCAAACGGUAGCUCUCAAAGUCAGGAUGGACUGCGAGGGCUGUGAACGCAAGGUUAAGAGUGUCCUCUCCGGAGUUAAGGGUGUUAAAUCUGUGGGCGUAGACAUGAAGCAACAAAAGGUGACUGUGACUGGGAACGUAGAGCCAAAGAAAGUGUUGAAGGCAGCUCAAUCAACAAAGAAGAAGGUAGAGAUGUGGCCUUAUGUGCCAUACACUUUAGUGGCACACCCCUAUGUUUCACAGGCUUAUGACAAGAAAGCACCUCCGAAUCAUGUUAGAGCAAUUCCGGUCACAGCCACUAUCAGCGAGACCACCAUGGACGAUAACUACACCAACAUGUUUAGCGAUGAGAACCCCAAUGCCUGCUCCAUCAUGUAAUAUUAUAUGGAGUACUGUAGAAUAAAAUGUAAAGUUGAAGGGUAAUUAAAUUAAUCGGGAUAUUUGGUGUUGAUAAUCUUGUUUACUAAAUUCUGUCGAGUAUUUGUUGUGGAUACGUGGAGGUUUCGAUAUGGCCAAUAUAGUAGAUGAAAGAGUAUGGAUCCAUCAUCCAUGGUUAUGCGACAGCUACUUCUGUAUAAUUUAUGUAGUGGUGUUUUUUUUUCCUUCCUUUUUUGCUGUGAUUGACAUUUCCAUGAUGCUAAGGCACUUCUUUUACGUUUAUGGGCAGAUGUAUCGGCCUUUUCUGGUCA